AUUGGUUGUUGAAAAAAAUAGUAACAGUAUGAUAAAGUUCAAGUACCAUCCAAAUACCAUGUCAAAAACUAUUACAAAUUGUGGUAGAAAUAUCGUACAAGCGUGGUAGUUCCUACCAUGCGGUGACAAUGCUGCCAACUUGUUACCACCACACAACCACCUGUGCGAACCGUUGCAGAGCGAGCGCGCGCGAGCCGCGGCGCCCGCGGCGGGCUACGGGGCUGCGUCGGUUGUUGUGUGUUGCAGUGGGAGAGGGAAGAGUCGUCAUUUGCGGUGAGUUGAAAGCUGUAUAUGAUAUUUUAGAAGUUGUUGGACUUAAAAUUUGCUGUGCACUGUGUAUGAGCAUCUUUGUUCUGAAGGUUCAUCACGCAGCUCCAGCUCUGGACUGCCCAACUACUAUCCAGUGGUCGUCGAUGAUCUGGUUACUAUCGGAGAGAAAACUCAACAUGCCCCGACAUGGCGACGUCGACAGGGAUCAGCGCGCCGCCCUCGUGAAGGAGACGCUGCCGGCGAGGCGUUCCGAAAUUCUGGGAGGACCCGGAAAGAAUCCCCAGAAUAUCACAAGCCUCAAGAAAAGGUUCCCGUUCAUGUUUGGUGCAGAGGAGCUCUGGAAGGAGAUGGAGCUGCUGCUGUCAGGACAAGUUGGCCUGAGGGAGAAGUUCAGCGAAGGUCUGAAAACGUGACUAGCGGGCAUCAUGGCCCAAACGGAAUGCAGACGCGGUAUGUGUACAUUUGCUAACUAAACCCCCGCCAGUGUAGGGGGUUGCACCCCCCCCCCGGUUUUGCGCUAAUAACUCGCGAACGAAUGACUUGUCAUUCUAAAAAAGUUUUUUUUUUUCGCGAAUGACCUUCCGUAGCAUGUCGACGCCUGUAACUUGCAAAGUUCCAUCUUUGUUUUGCUGGUGAUAUGCAUAUGGAUAGGUGUUACCAACUGACAUCCAGACAUGUUCGUGGCUUCAACGACGGCUUCCACAUAUCCUUAACAAUGACGGCACGUUUUGAAUAAAACGACCUUUCUACUUUGGCUCGCUGCUAAACCUCUUACCCUAAGUUGGAAGAGAGGGUGGAGAGAGACUCUCUCUCUCUCCCUCUCCCUCUCCCUCUCUCCUUCUCCCUCUCCCUCUCCCUCUCCCUCAUUCCCUCUCUCCCUCUCUCCCUCUCUCUCUCCCUCUCUCUCUUUCUGUCCCCUAUCUCCCUCCCCCAUCUCCCUCUCUCUCCCCUCCCUGCGCGCUCCCCUCCCUCCCCUCCCCUCCCUCCCUCUCUCCCCUCCCUGAGCCAUGCGCGCGCACGCAGGCGAUUUAAGCGUCAGGGGUUCAGAAGUGCCUCGUUCCUCGAUUGUAGUUCGUAUGUU
Messenger RNA from Amphibalanus amphitrite, 1351 nucleotides. RefSeq lists its product as uncharacterized. The record is from RefSeq and is a predicted model, not a curated record. Lineage: Eukaryota; Metazoa; Arthropoda; Thecostraca; Balanomorpha; Balanidae. The transcript is spliced from 3 exons. The coding region runs from base 129 to 683 and encodes 184 amino acids.